AUGCCGCCAAGAGGUAGAGGACGUGGAAGGGGUGUCCCACUCAACCCACCCGCCACCAUCGAGCAGCUACUAGCAGUCCAGACGCAGCUUAUGGAAGCCCUGGUGAACAACCAACAAAAUCACCCAAUCGGAGGAGCACCACCGCGUGAUAAGCGGGGUGAAUUCUUGAAAGGUCAUCCCCCUGUGUUCACACAUGCUACUGAUCCACUGGAGGCAGAUGACUGGCUUCGCGCAGUGGAGAAGCAACUCAACAUAGCACAGUGUGAUGAUAGGCAGAAGGUGUUGUUCGCAUCUGGACAACUUCAGGGAGAAGCUCAGACAUGGUGGGAGUCGUUUGAGUAUGGACGACCUCCCAAUGCACCUGCUAUCACAUGGCUAGAGUUCAAGGAGAACUUUAGGUCCUAUCACAUACCAGAAGGGUUAAUAGAACUGAAGGUAGAGGAGUUCCAAAAUUUGAAGCAGGGAUCUAUGACAGUUCCAGAGUAUAGGGACAAGUUUGCUCAGUUGUCGCGCUAUGCCCCCAGUGAGGUGGCUAAUGAUGCUGAUAAACAGCGCCUCUUUUUGAAGGGAUUGUAUGAUGGGCUCCAACUCCAGCUGAUGUCCAAUGAAUACCCCAACUAUCAGAUGCUUGUGAACCGUGCUAUCGUGGUGGAUAACAAGCGUAAGGAGAUGGAUGCUAAAAGGAAGAGGAUGCAGGGACAGGCCUCCGGAAGCAAUACUCGUCCACGCACCAACCAGCAGCAAGGUUCUCAGCAAAGGUACCAAGGAGCACCUUCACAGUGGAAUCGUGGGCAGUACCCCCAGCGCAAUCAGUUCCAGCAGAGCCCGCAGUAUCAGCAGAAUCAGCAGCAGGGCAAUCAGCAGACGUCACGCCAGGGUACGCCUAGCCACACUCCAAUGAAGACUAGUGCCCCUAACACCCCCAACAAGUGUUUCCGCUGUGGUAAGGAGGGUCACCUGUCAUAUCACUGCCCUGAAAAGCAAAAUCAACAGAGCCCCCAGAAGCAAAAUAGCAACCAGAAGUCAGCUCCCAAUACUGGAAGGGUGAACCAUAUGUCCUCUGAGACAGCACAGCAGGAACCGGAAGUUAUGCUCGAUGUGAUUCUGGGAAUGGAUUGGAUGAAACAACAAGAUGCAUCAAUUCAGUGUAAAGGAAAGGCAGUUGCACUAACAACACCAAAAGGGGACAGGAUCUGUGUGGAAGUUGCAGUUCAGCCUCAGCCAACAGCUACAGUGAACCAGCUUGAUAACAGUGUCAAUCAGGAGGGCCUGGUUGUUGAUGAGUUCCCAGACGUGUUCCCCGAUGAUUUGCCAGUUGAGUUAGUAAUAGAACCUACCUUGGAGCAAGAAAUACGAAAGGGUCAGUUACAGGAUGAAAAGCUGAAGGAGAUAGCUGAAAACAUAGUGAUCGGAAAGGCACCAGAGGGUCAAAGCAGAACAUCAGAGACCGGCAGGAUUGUUGCAAGCAAUGAAGAUCCCUGA
Messenger RNA from Sorghum bicolor (sorghum), 1482 nucleotides. RefSeq lists its product as uncharacterized. The transcript is spliced from 4 exons. Bases 1 to 1482 code for a protein of 493 amino acids. The record is from RefSeq and is a predicted model, not a curated record. Lineage: Eukaryota; Viridiplantae; Streptophyta; Magnoliopsida; Poales; Poaceae. Gene Ontology annotation, molecular function: nucleic acid binding; zinc ion binding.